Messenger RNA from Rotaria socialis, 777 nucleotides. NCBI's taxonomy places the organism in Eukaryota, Metazoa, Rotifera, Eurotatoria, Philodinida, Philodinidae. The record is from the annotation of a GenBank genome assembly.
AUGCAAAAACUAUGGAUUGGUUUUAAAUUGCUAUUACUUAGUUGGUCACUGUCUAUUGAUUGUAAACUUAUUCAUAGAGGACCAUUAAACGAAACAUUACUGACUGGCCAAAUUCAUGCACCAUCCGGUGAUCCUGCACGUAAUCUCAUGGGCAUGGUAUUAUCAAUAAAUGUAUUUGUUAAUCAUACAGUUCUGCAUAGUUCAUUGGUACCUAUAAAAAACAAUACAUUUCCAUUGAAUUAUUCCCUUGAGCUUACCGAUCAUGAUUUCUUGUUGGAAAACGCUACUAGCUUUCAUAUUGUCAGUAUGAUAUGGCAACCAGCUUACAUAUACGAAAGUCACAUUAAAUUAAAAGAAUCAAAAGUCGAUACACUUAAUCUCAAUAUGCGUACAAUAAAAUUUGUUAUUAUUCGUGGUGUAAUUGUUCAUGAAAAACAUAAUGCAGGUCAUGAAUUGCCGGCACCUCAAAUUAAAUUAGAACUUAUUGAGAAUAGAACAAAAGGUCACAUUAUCGAUCAAGUUGAUUUUGUAUGUACAUCAAAAACCUAUCCUUGCCCGUUCGAAUAUUGGCUUAAUACGGCUCGUAUUAGAGUCAAUAUGGAAUAUAAACUUGAAGCUAUUAUAUCCAAUCAUGUAUUGCCACCAAGGAAGAACACAAAUCAAAAGCAUGCGAAUAUACUGGUAGAAACAAGAACAAGUGUACCAAAAGAAUUUACAAUUAGCCCAACGGUUGAUACUGAAAUCAAUAACUUUAAAAUUGUUGUUUUCGAUGUUUAA